This is a messenger RNA of Neospora caninum, 1926 nucleotides long. RefSeq lists its product as hypothetical. The transcript has 9 exons. The record is from RefSeq and is a predicted model, not a curated record. Bases 1 to 1926 code for a protein of 641 amino acids. NCBI's taxonomy places the organism in Eukaryota, Apicomplexa, Conoidasida, Eucoccidiorida, Sarcocystidae. Gene Ontology annotation, molecular function: cation binding; protein serine/threonine phosphatase activity. Gene Ontology annotation, biological process: protein dephosphorylation.
AUGGGGGCGUAUCUGGCGAAGCCGAAGACCCAGAAGGUGUCGGAGGACGGCGGAGAGGAGGGGCGCACGAUCACCUCCUUCGGAGCCGCGUCCAUGCAAGGAUGGCGGCAGACCAUGGAAGAUGCACACAUCGCCACUCCGUCGCUGAGGACUGGUGCUCCCCCCUCGACAGCGAAGACGCUCGAGGAGUUGACUGCUCAGUCGGGGACCGCGGAGAAGACGCGAAACGUCCCGGCCUUUGCCCAAGACAUGUCUCUCUACGCCGUCUUCGAUGGCCAUGCCAGCAACGCCGUCAGCUGCUGGGUGUCUGACCACUUCACCAAGGUGUUCCUGGACCGCUUGGAGCAAAUCGAGGCAGACGCGCGGAAAGGCGUCUCGCCGGCGGGUCUCGCGGAGUCGCUCUCUCGGGAGCUGCCUGACGACAGCAUCUUCAGUCUGAGGAACGCGGUUCUCUGCGAAGCGCUGCAGCAAAGCUUCUUGGACGUCGACGAACAGAUGAAGCGGGAGGAAAACCGACAGGAACUAAAAAAGUACUUCGAACAGGGACAAAUCGAGCAGCGAGACAACGAGACGUAUAUCCAAAGAUACUUGAACGACGGAGGCGACGUGCGCUUGGUGGAAAUGGAUGGGCAAAAGUACCUCCAGUUCGUACCCCGGACGAGUGACGAAGAGGACGGCGAAGGGGCGUCUGCGGUGGAGGAGGGAGAGGAGAAGGAGAAAGAGGAGAAGAAGGAGGAGAAGAAGGAAGAAGUCGAAGAGGCGUCGUCUCCCGCGUCGCCGGUGAACGGAGAGGCAGAGAAGAACGAGAGGACCGGUGCGGAGGGCGAGGUGGUGAACAAGCUGACGCGUCUGAACAGCACAAAGUUGGGCGACGAAGAGACUGAAGAGAAAGACAAGAAGACCGAGGGAGAGGAAGAGAAAGACGCGGAUAAAGAAGAGGACGACGAAGACAAAGCUGGCGACAGACCUCUUUUCGCCCAUCCCAGCACGCCCGAAGGCUCGGGAGCGACGGCCGUCGUCGUCCUUGUCGUCGGCGGCGAAGAUCCAGUCAUCAUCACCGCAAAUGCCGGAGACUCGCGAGGGGUGAUUUGCCGGGGCGGAAAGGCGUUUCCACUGUCGCAUGACCACAAACCUACGAACCCGGACGAGAAGAAGCGCAUCGUCGCCGCUGGUGGCUACGUGGCAAAUGGCCGCGUUGACGGGAACCUGAACCUCUCGAGGGCUGUCGGAGAUCUGUUCUACAAACAGAGCAAGGAUCUGCCGGCCAAGGCGCAAAGAAUCACCGCCUUCCCUGAUGUCCGCAUCACGAGGAUCACGCCGGAGGACGAGUUCGUUAUUAUUGCCUGCGACGGGAUCUGGGACGGAAAGACUAACCAGGAAGCCGUGGACUUUGUCCGUGAGAAGCUGGACGCGGCGGGAGACGUGAGCUCCGCGACUCUGAAGAAGAUUUGCGAAGAUCUCUGCGACGAGUGCCUCGCAGAAGAUCCUCUCCAGUCAGAAGGUCAUGGGUGCGACAAUAUGACGUGCCUGAUUGUGGAGCUGUCGUCGUCUUUGAAGGCUGGCCCCAAAACAUCGGAGGAGCCGAUUACGCUCUACGGGGGAGGCGAAGACAAAUAUCUGGGUCGGGAUGAAAACCAGUUCGAGUCGGACGACAACGACGAUACGCCUCUCACCCCUGGCGCGCCUGCGUGGGGCUCUCUGCAUCUGUUUCCGCCGUGGGAGUUCAAGCGAGUUGUUCGUGAGAAACAGAUGCUUUCCCGGUUUCAUGCCAUUUUCCUGGUCUAUGAACAGGAGAAGACUUUCUGGUCGGCGACGCGCUUUUCACCCGAUGACGCGUUUCGUCAGGUGUACGUCCACCGCAGCAUGGAUGUUGACCGUGAAACGUCCAGUGUCGGUUUCUGUUCUCAGCAGGAAGAACAUGCGUGA